ACUCUAAGUAGUGUAAGUAAUUAUUAGAAUAUGCCGUGUAUGUAUUCUUGUAUAUUUAUCAAUACCUGUCUCACUUUUUAAACAGGGAAGCAAGCAAAACAAGUUUCACAUCGUAAAUUUAGACGUGGAUGUCGUGAUUCUGAACAAGAAAGUGAAACAAGUACAAUUGGCAGUUGUACCGGAUAUUUGGGUGUCAGAUGGAAUCUGCUUCUACCCUAAUUCCAAGAAUUCCCUGCCUUAUGUCAUGAGAAGAUCCCCCGUUGGAAAAAAUUGGAAAACAUAUCCAUCAACCAUCAAGUCAACGUUUGAUACCUACACAGAAGCUAGAAACAAGUUGGCUGCAGCUAAUUCUGACAUCGAUACUACAGAUUCUCAACAUGAGGCAUCUGCUGCUGUGAAUGAGGAGGGUAGACCCAAACGCAAAAAGAGGAAACCUACAAGACAAUUGAGCGCAGAUGAAUCAGCAGAAGACUCAGAAAGUAGUGAUUCUGAUUUAGAAGAUGGUGACGAUGAUGUUCAACCUGCUGUCCCAGCUGGCUUAUGUGCUGAAAAAAAUGCCACAUGUUAGGUACCCCCAAAAUCUGCUACGGCACCUGAUAGACAGGUGUUUACUGUUCCUCUUACUGUCAAUGAUGUAAGAAGCAGCCAGCAACCAACAGCUUCAAUCAAUCAAUCGGACUAACCAGCAAUAAUGCCUACACCUCGUCAGCAAUCUUUUAUUAUGGAACAUGUAUCCAACGGAGAACGAUAAAGUAGUUAUCAUCGUGAAAAUUAUCACGCUCCACCGCGUUCUCAACAGCAGUUCUACCCAACUUCUGAUACAUGGGCACAUAAUAGUGCCAUGCAGCAGCAAACACACACUGCAGUAUCAAACGAAACUUUUCAGAAUGACCAAUACUCUACAAGGGCCCCAUUAGAUUAUUGGAACUCUCCACAGCCUGGAACUUCUAGUGUGAACUAUCACAGCAAUGGUUAUCAGCAACAAUCCAGGAUUUCAGAGAACAGAUACUUAACUGAAAUCGGUCGUGUUGUGAACACUGUUCCCGAGACUCCUUUAUUGACUCAAAAUCUUCAAAGCAACAUUCCUGAUACAGUUUCAUCUCUGCCUCGAAGAAAUCUUCCUAGUCUGGAGUCUACGCAACAAACGAAGAAACGACAUCGGCACCCCGAGCAGGAAUCUUUUGAAUUUUCAGUUUUUAAGUCCUUAGCCCAAAUUUCUCAAGGGAUUGAGAAACUUUCAAAAGCUUUACAAGUAAUUAGUAUCGCGAUUGAGAAAGGAGAAUCUUCAAUCGCAUUGCCAACGAUGGAAUUCGACGGACUUCCUGUUAAAGAUAUUGAAUCGCUAAGAUUGUUGGAGAUUAAGCUGUUGGACCAAGCUUCUUUCAAAGAAUUUGUAUUGAUGGUCAGUCGUAUUGGUGGAAAUGGAGCGGCUAAUUUUGUCAAUCGAGCCUGGGACGCAAUUCUUAGCGUAAAUGCUAAAGCAAGUUGCAAUUGGAAAGGCGCAAAGCGUAAGGGAACUGAUCAAAAGUAUGGCCUAGAAAAUUCCAUGGUUACUGCUGCAGUAUUCAAAGCCGUUCUGGAUAAGUUUUCCAGUUCGGACAAAAACGAAUUGACAAAUUUUACGAAACUUGCAGUAAAGCACGCGCCUGGGAAACAAAGGAAACAGAACGCCGCUGCUGUCGUUGCUCAAGAAGACGAUCCACGUUGAAUAAACACAAGUUCUGAACGCCAUUCAAGAGAAUCAGCUUGAAUGGUAAACCAAAUUUUCGAAUCAAGACAAAACUGCGACUUCAGAAGAAAAACACAUCCACAACAGGAUAUUCAUGAAAAAAUACCUGUUAGUUUGUUUUCUCGUGUAUUAAUUGCCAGUUCAAUCGAAGAAUUGUUGAUUCUUUUGUUGUUCUUUGUCCGUUUUUUCAUUUGUGUGGUUGACCUUCCUUGUUUCCAUCAAACCCGUCUCAACACACUAAAUAAUCUGGAAUUGUCUUACACUUAUCGCUAUAAUUGUAAGUGGAAAAUACAAAGAGUAUUACAUUUAA
Daphnia pulex (common water flea) is the source of this 2039-nucleotide messenger RNA. RefSeq lists its product as uncharacterized. Lineage: Eukaryota; Metazoa; Arthropoda; Branchiopoda; Diplostraca; Daphniidae. Bases 842 to 1708 code for a protein of 288 amino acids. The record is from RefSeq and is a predicted model, not a curated record. The transcript has 8 exons.